Penicillium soppii is the source of this 597-nucleotide messenger RNA. Its product is annotated as HAT dimerization. The transcript is spliced from 3 exons. The coding region runs from base 1 to 597 and encodes 198 amino acids. The record is from RefSeq and is a predicted model, not a curated record. Lineage: Eukaryota; Fungi; Ascomycota; Eurotiomycetes; Eurotiales; Aspergillaceae. Gene Ontology annotation, molecular function: protein dimerization activity.
AUGUCUAAAUCUGGAAAUGGCCUAAAAGAACAUGAGCACGAGUUCCCUGUCCUUACAGCCGUUACACGGGAUAUUCUUUCAAUCCCUACGACCGGUGCUAGUGUUGAGCGCCUUUUCAAUACUGCGCGGGAUGCCUGCCACUAUCGCCGUGGCUCAUUAAAUUCAACAACUAUCCAAGACAUUAUGAUGUUCCGGUGUACUAGUCGGUUUGACGUUAAGACCGAAGAGUAUAAAGAAGUCCUUCUUUCCCUCGAGGCCGUACGGGCUGCAGAUGAGCAAUCGGAAGCCCACCUUUCUCUAGUUGACCAUAUAUCUAUUAGCGAUGGCGAAGAUGUGAGCGAUAAGGAUAAAGACGAAGACAAUAAUGUUCUGCUAGUUAUUCAAGAUGAGUUCACCAGUACAAGCCAGCGCGAGGAUCGCUAUAGAAGCCAGCUAGAUGUCCAGGAAGAUAAUACGCAAGCAUCUCAAAAGCGACAAUCAAGUAUGCUGGCUGAAAGCGACGAUGAUAAUGACCAUCCCCUUCCAGAUAAUAGUGGUACUCAACGACGGGCUGGAUUAAGAGAUGCACGGAAGCGCUGUAAAACUAAUGACCCCUAA